This is a messenger RNA of Staurois parvus, 936 nucleotides long. The record is from the annotation of a GenBank genome assembly. Lineage: Eukaryota; Metazoa; Chordata; Amphibia; Anura; Ranidae.
AUGUGUCAGAACAAUCAGACCAAGGUUUCUGAAUUUGUGCUUCUUGGAAUAAGCAGCUUCCAUGACUUCAAGAUUUUGAUGUUCGCUUUUUUCCUCAUUCUCUACACUGCAAUUUUAAGUGAAAAUUUUUUUAUUGUCCUACUGGUUUCGAUCAGUCACCAUCUUAAGCGUCCCAUGUACUUUUUCUUAAAAAAUUUAGCUAUUGCUGAUGUUCUGGCCACCUCAAAUGCUGUGGCUCCCCUGCUAUUUGGUAUAAUAAGAGAAAGGGGAAUCAUAUCUGUAUCUUAUUGUAUAUUUCAGUAUUAUCUACUUUGUUUUUCAGGAUUUGCACAGUCCUUUCUUCUUACUAUUAUGUCAAUUGACAGAUAUCUGGCCAUUUGCAAUCCCUUACGUUAUGUCACAAUAAUGAAUAUGAAAAAUUGCCUCUAUCUUGUCUGUUUAUCUUGGUUAGUUGCCUUUACAUUGAUAACAAGCGAAAUAAUUAUGAUGUACCAUUUGCAGUUUUGUGACUCCAAUAUCAUUGACCAUUUCUUUUGUGAUAUUGGUCCAGUGACAAAGAUUUCUUCUUCAGAUACAUUUGUAUUGUUAUCUUAUGACUUUGUGCUAUCUAUGUUCUUUAUAUUUGCUCCUUUUAUCCUUGUUAUUAUAUCCUAUGCUGGCAUCAUCAUAACCAUCAUAAAGAUGUCCUCUGUUAUUGGAAGAAAAAAGGCUUUUUCUACUUGCAGCUCUCAUCUGGUUGUUGUAUGCACUUACUAUGGAACCCUGAUAGCAAUAUAUUUAGUGCCAUCUUCAGGAAAUUUGUCAGAAGAAAACAAAUUUAGAACUUUGCUAUACACUGUAUUAACUCCAUUGGUCAAUCCAAUUAUUUACUGCCUUAGAAACAAAGAUAUUAGGAGUGCCAUGAACAGACUCUUUCAUAUUCAAAAGAAAACAUAA